This is a messenger RNA of Rosa chinensis, 723 nucleotides long. RefSeq names its product zinc finger CCCH domain-containing protein 54. NCBI's taxonomy places the organism in Eukaryota, Viridiplantae, Streptophyta, Magnoliopsida, Rosales, Rosaceae. Gene Ontology annotation, molecular function: metal ion binding. Bases 1 to 723 code for a protein of 240 amino acids. The record is from RefSeq and is a predicted model, not a curated record. The transcript has a single exon.
AUGUUGAACGGGUACCAAUUCUACGAUUACGUUCCUGUUCCCGUUCCCGUCGAGCAGUACUUCCACCAUGGCCAUGACACCGGCUUCUUCAGCUCCGACGAGUUCCGGAUGUACUCCUACAAAAUCAAGCGCUGCCCGAGAAUGCGCAGCCACGACUGGACCGACUGCCCCUACGCCCAUCGCGGCGAGAAAGCACAGCGCCGCGACCCGCGUAGGUAUCCCUACGCCGCCAUAGUCUGCCCGGCCUUCCGCAACGGCGUCUGCUACAAGGGCGACGCGUGCGAGUACGCGCACGGGGUGUUCGAGUACUGGCUCCACCCUGCGCGUUACCGCACGCGCGCCUGCAAUGCGGGCCUGUUGUGCACCCGCAAGGUCUGCUUCUUUGCUCACUCCCCGGACCAGCUGCGGGUCCCGCCACCCGAGUCGACCAAAUCGUUCAAGUGUCGACAGCACCACAACAACUUUGUCUAUCGCCCCGUCGGAGAUCACUUGCUGAUGAGCGGUGCCAAUGGAGCCACCUCAGUGCGGUCGCCAGAACGGUUGGCGACAAAUAACAAUGUUAUUGUCGCCGACAGGUUCUCUGAAUUUUUGAGCAGUUUGAGGGCAUUGAAGUUAAAUGAUCAGGAGGGCAAUGGUGGUAGUGGUGAGGUGGAUAUGAGGGUCGACGAGAAUGGGCUGCCGGAAACUUUGGAGGUUGAUUGGGUUUCGGAGCUGUUGCAGUAA